Emiliania huxleyi CCMP1516 is the source of this 1686-nucleotide messenger RNA. RefSeq lists its product as hypothetical. NCBI's taxonomy places the organism in Eukaryota, Haptophyta, Isochrysidales, Noelaerhabdaceae. The transcript is spliced from 2 exons. The record is from RefSeq and is a predicted model, not a curated record. Bases 1 to 1686 code for a protein of 561 amino acids.
AUGGCCGCUCCGGCUGGCUUCCCUGUCCCCCUCGCGGCGCCGGGGAUGCAUGCUGCCGUGGCGGCGCAGAUGGCGAGUUCGUUCGCGGCCAACCCGUUCAUGAGCCAACCGGUGAUGGCUGCUGGGAUGGCGCACCAGCCGGUACAGAUGGUCGUCCCAGCCUACCCGCAGCAGCAGCAGCAUCACCCCCACCAGCAGCAGCAUCAGGUGUCGAUGGCGAUGCCCGCCCAGGUUCCGCCGCACUGGCAGCAGCAGCAGCACCCGCACGCCCAGGCCGUGGCGCAUCCUCAGGCCAUAUCGAUGCCAAUGCCGAUGGCGAUGCCACAGGCUCAGCCACUGCCGCCGCAGGCCAUGCUGCAGUUUGGGCGAGCGAUGCACCCUCAAGGCGUCGCCCAGCCUGUGCAGCCGGUGCAGCCGCCGCAGCCGCAGCUGCAGCCGGUGCCCCGCCCCGCCGCCCCGCCGCCGGCGCUGCAGCCGGUGGCGCCGGAGCCGUCCGCGCCGGAUACCCUCCCGGACGUGAGCUUGUCCAUCGUCCCUCCGGAUCAGCUCGCCGAGACCUCGGCGAGGCGCAAGCCGCGGCAGUGCGGCUCGUACGGCUGCACGCUGCCCGACCAGCAUUCCGGGCUCUGCCAGAUCCCGCUCGAGGCGGGCCCGCGCGUGCGCCGGCCGGCGAAGCGGCUGAGCGACGACGAGGCGAGCUGCUCCUCGCCGCGGGGCGGAGGCGCGCAGCGCGCCGACGCGGCGGCUGGUGCAGGCGGUGCGCCAGAGACGGACGCGGCGGCGGGGCGGCGGCGGUGCGCGAUGAGCGACCAGGAGUUGCUCUCCCUGCCCGACGCGAAGGGGUACUCUGAGGAGGCGGACGGGGAGGAGGCGGAGGAGGAGGCGGAGGACGGCGUCGCGCACGUCGAGUGGGCCGCCCGCUCGCUCACCAAGCAAGAGCUCUCCUCGCUCGCGCGCUGCUUGGUCCUCGAGGCACGCCGCAGGCAUGCGCCGCGGAACGGUGCAAACGGCGGCGCGAACGGCGCGCACGGCGCGAACGGCGCGAACGGGCGCGCACGCCGGCCGGGCGAGCGGAGCGAGUCGCCCUCCUCCGCCUCCGAGGCGGAGCCGUCCCGCCUUCCGCACUGGUCGCAGCAGCCCGCGGGCCAGCGCGGCGCGCGCUCGGGCGAGGGGCGCAGUGCGAAGCGGGGGGGGGCGGAGCUUGCGAGGCCACGCAGGCCGCAGCUCAAGGCGGCGCAGGCAAAGGUCAACUCGCGCGUGGUCGUCGUGUACGAGGAGGAGGACGAGGCGGCCGGCGGCGGCGCGAUGGUGCAGGUGCCGUACGCGGGCGUCGUCACCAAGGUAGCCGCCGCCAAGGGGAUGCUCGUGCUCUUCGAGGGCGGGGAGUCGGUCUGGGUCGACGAGCGCGCGGGCGACGAGUGGUGGUACGAGACCCCGCCCAAGCCGCCCGCGAGCCAGGCCGCCGCCGCGAGCGACGAGGCGGCCUCGUCGACGUCGCGGCCCGUGUCGGCGGUGCCUGGCGGCGAGGAGAGCGCCACGCGGCGCCAAAAGGCGAUGUACCAGAACGCCACGGCGGCCGCGGGCGGGCAGCGCGCGCCGGAGAUGCUGCCCGAGGAGGCCGUCAACAAGAUCAAGUCGGACCAGGUCGAGGCCCUCCUCUCCAGGCUCGAGGCGCAGGCCAAGUAG